Messenger RNA from Rotaria sordida, 597 nucleotides. NCBI's taxonomy places the organism in Eukaryota, Metazoa, Rotifera, Eurotatoria, Philodinida, Philodinidae. The record is from the annotation of a GenBank genome assembly.
AUGGGAUCCAACACAUCACAAUCAAUAGCAGAAUUAACUAAAGAAGAUAUAGAAUUUAUUUCAAAUGUAACAAAACUUGAUCAUGAAAACGUUCGACUUUGGUAUAGCAAACUUAUGGCUGCUUGCCCAGAUAGAAAAAUUUCUAAGGCAGAUACAGUAAAUUUCUUACGAAGUAUAAAUUCAGGUAAAGACGAACAACUUCAAAAACAAGCAAAUGAAAUUCAUAAAGCAUUUGACGAAAAUAAUGAUGGUAUUGUUGAUCAACGUGAAUUUUUAAUUGGUUUUGCAUUAACUUCUAAGGGUAGUAUACAUGAAAAGCUUAAAUAUGUUUUUCGAACAUAUGAUCAUGAUAAAGAUGGUUUGAUUAGUAAAAAAGAAAUUGAUCGGAUGAUUAAAAUUGCAAUGAGACUUCAUGGAAAAGAGGAACGAGAAAAAACUACGCGUACUAUUAAUGAAUUAAAACGAUCACUUGAACGUCUUAAUCAAGGCAAAGAUCUCGAUCAUUUAAAAAUAACUUCAGAAGAGUUUAUUCAAUUAUUAAUGGAAAAUAAAGAACUAUGCAAAUUAGUAUCACCGUUCAAUAUUGAACAACCAUGA